This is a messenger RNA of Eimeria necatrix, 1287 nucleotides long. RefSeq lists its product as hypothetical. NCBI's taxonomy places the organism in Eukaryota, Apicomplexa, Conoidasida, Eucoccidiorida, Eimeriidae. The transcript is spliced from 3 exons. The record is from RefSeq and is a predicted model, not a curated record. Gene Ontology annotation, molecular function: protein binding. The coding region runs from base 1 to 1287 and encodes 428 amino acids.
AUGCAGCAGCUGCUGGCAGCAGUUGAGGCCCAUGUGACUCUUGCUGCAGUAGAUGUGCUGCAGGAGGAGACUGCAGCAGCAACGGGACUCAGCCCGGGGGACAUUGUGGUCGCCCUCAACAAGCAGCAGCAGCAGGAGCAGCAGCAACAGGAGCAGCAGCAGCAACAGGAGCAGCAGCAGCAACAGGAGCAGCAGCAGAAACAGGAGCAGCAGCAGCAUAACGAGCGUCGGUCCAUUCUUCGCCGCAAGGCAGCAGAGGAGCAGCAGCGGGGAGACACGGGAGAGCCUGCAGCACCACCUGCUGCUGCCACUCCUGCUGCAGCAAAUGCUGCUGCUGCUGCUGCUGCUGCUGCUGCUGCUGCUGAAGAGGGGGCCGGCUCAAGGCGCCCCUCCGUCAACUUUGCAGAAAGCCACCCUUCGUGCUUUUCAUACCCAAACGCAAACCCAGGGGCAGUUCCUCCCCUGAGAAACCCCCCACUGCGCUGCGUUCGGUUUUGGCAGCAAGUGGCCAAGUGGGGCCCCCAACCCCCAGGGAGGUUUGGCCAGGGGGCCUCAGCUGUGGGGCCCCUCAUGGUGGUGUUUGGUGGGGUUGCUCUGUACCCUUUUGGGGGCCCCCCUUUUGCUGCUCGCCGGGGGGCCUCGGAGGGGCCCCCGGGGCCCCUCAAGAAGCUGCUGCUGCGCCGCAGCAGCAGCAGACGCGCGGCGCCCCCCAGGCGCUGCAGCAGCAGCAGCUGCUGCAGCAGCGCGGGCCUUACCGGCGCACACAGGAGAAGGAACAGCGGCAAGCAGCAGCAACAGCAGCAGCAGCAGCAGCAGCAGCAACAGCAGCAGCAGCAGCAACAGCAGAAGCAGCAGCAGCAGCAGGAGAGCGCCUCUGAGAGGCGGGAGAUGCUGGAGCGGCUGCGGAAAGCCCGCGCAGCUUUGGACGCGGGAGGGGAAGCGCUGCAGCAGCAGCUGCGGCAGCAGCAGCAGCAGCGGAAGCUGCAGCAGCAGCAGCAGCUGCAAGAGGCCCUCAGGAAAAAUGUUCGUUUGCUGCAGCCGAAACUGCUGGGCGACUUAUGGGCAUAUGACAUGGAAGAAGACACGUGGCUUGAGCUGCUGCCUGGCAGCCAGCAUGCUGCAGCAGCAGCAGAGAGCCCUGCUGCUGCUGCUGCUGCUGCUGCUGCUGCUGACAGCAGUUUGCUGCCAUGCCCCCGCAGCUUCAUGUCUCUCACUCUUUUUAAAUCUUCCGCAGAAGGCCCCGUGUUGGUUCUUUACGGAGGCAUCGACUCAGAGGGCAAAGUGUAG